AUGGAGCCUGCAGAUUGGGCAAAUUUAGAUGCACUUGCUCUUAGUUUGAUUCUUGACAAUUUAGAAGAACGAAUAGAUCAUAUUUGGUUCGGUGCCGUGUGCAAGAGUUGGCGGUCAACUGCAAAAAUUCACCAUCAAAACCACCAAUUCAAGAGCAAUGUACUGCCUAUGCUAAUGUUUCAUGCCGAAGGAGAGACAAGAUUAUAUAGCAUCCCAGGUGAAAGAAUGUACUCCUUCCCAUACUUUGAAAUUCCUAUGCGUGAAUGUAUGUCUUUAUAUGGCUUCCACCAUGGUUGGUUUGCAACACAAAAUACUGAAUCUAGAGGCAUAACUCUACGAAAUCCCUUUAAGAAUGUAGCUCCUAUUCAUUUGCCACCUCCAACACCAAGAAGUUAUAAAUACUGCACUGUUUACAAAGUGACUUUGUCUGCUGACCUCAUAACAAGUGGGAAUGAUUAUGUUGUCGCCGCAGUUUAUAACGGCCUUAUCUAUUUCAAAAGAGAAAGCCAAAAGUGUUGGACUAUAGUAAAUAUUCAUUUGCAGGCAAGCGACAUACCCUCGGAAUGCUUCUUCACUGCUAUUUUAUUCCACAAAGGUUUGAUAUAUGCGGUGAAUGAAAUGAAUAACAUUAUGUCUUUUGAUCCUUUUAGUAAUGAGAAGACAACUCCAAAUAUGGUGUUGCAAGGAAGCUACGACAAGGAUAAUGAUAUUGGUAAUGUUAUUCAUGAUGCGUUUAGCUAUAAUUAUCUGGUGGAAUCAUUAGAGGGAGAUUUGUGGUUGGUGAGAAGAUUAUCAGAUCGUGAAGGUCUGGGUGCACGUUACAAAUUCCAGGUGUAUAAAUUGGAGGAGCAAAAUGGAAAGCUUGUGCGGCUUAAAAGUUUGGGAGACAAUGUUUUGUUUGUGGAUAAAUUUGCAUCGUUCUCGGUGUCUGCUUCAUAUUUUUCUAAUUGCCUUCAAAAGGAUUCUAUUUACUACCACCCUCAUAUUCAGUCAUCAAUGGAGAUUUAUUUUAGUAUCUAUAACGUAAAGGAUGGAAGCUGUUUUCAUCAUUACGCUGACUUCAGGGAACGACCUGCACCAUUUACAUUUUGGAUUCAAGCAUCAUUCCAAUGGGAUUGA
This is a messenger RNA of Lotus japonicus, 1119 nucleotides long. RefSeq names its product F-box protein At2g26160-like. The coding region runs from base 1 to 1119 and encodes 372 amino acids. The transcript has a single exon. Lineage: Eukaryota; Viridiplantae; Streptophyta; Magnoliopsida; Fabales; Fabaceae. The record is from RefSeq and is a predicted model, not a curated record.